Cryptomeria japonica (Japanese cedar) is the source of this 4026-nucleotide messenger RNA. RefSeq names its product disease resistance protein TAO1-like. Gene Ontology annotation, biological process: defense response to fungus. Bases 1 to 4026 code for a protein of 1341 amino acids. Gene Ontology annotation, molecular function: ADP binding. NCBI's taxonomy places the organism in Eukaryota, Viridiplantae, Streptophyta, Pinopsida, Cupressales, Cupressaceae. The record is from RefSeq and is a predicted model, not a curated record. The transcript has 10 exons.
AUGGCUGAAUGCAAUGCAGUAAGUACUCCCAUGGUCAGUGGAUGUAAAUUAUCUAAAGUAGAUGAAACUCCUGAUGCUGAUCAAACUAUGUAUAGGUCAAUGAUAGUUGUUCAAAGAAUAUUCAAAUACAUUAAUGGUACUCUUGAUUUUGGUCUUUGGUAUCCUAGAAAUGACAAUUUUACUUUGCUGGCUUAUAUUGAUGCUAAUUGGGCUGGUUGUGUGGAUGACAGAAAAAUCACCAAUGGUGCUGCAUUUUUUCUUGGUGAUAUUCUUGUGACAUGGGACAACAAGAAACAAGAUUGCAUCUCACUUUCUAUAACAGAAUUUGAAUAUGUUGCAACUACAUCUUGUUGUACACAGUUGCUAUGGAUGGCUCAAACUCUUUUGGAUAUGGGAAGGAUUAUUGGGAUUAGUGAAUCCGAUACUGGGAGUAUCAGCAUUGUUGAAUCUACUGCUUCUGAUGGAAUUGUUGGUGUUGUCGAUACUACUGGGGCUUCUAAUAUUGCUAAUGGUGUUAUUGAUGUAGUUGUUGCUACUGAUGGGGUUGAUGGUUUGAUUGGUGGGAUGAUUGUUGUUUUGGAUGGUAUUGUUGGGAUUCUCAGCCACAUUGGGGCAAUUGGUGCCUUUUUUGGUGCUGUUGAUAUAAUCAAGGACAUGGGUAACGCUUGCCAAUUUUGCACUUCUCAUCCUUCUGUCAUGAGCCCUCCUCAUGAUGAAGGAUCCUCUCUGCCUUCGCCGCCACCUAUUAUACCUUCUUCGCCUCUUCCAAUAUCAACUACAUUUUCGCCGCCUCUUUCCAUUGACUCCCUCAUUCAGAGCAUCAAGCAAGUUAAUCCGACUGAUGAAAUAGAUUCUCUCUUGAACUUCAUUGAAGAUCGGCUACGGAGGAUCAAGGGCACGCCAGAAAAAGCGUCUACCUCCUCUUCUCUGUUGGAUUCUGUAACCUCCACUACAACUCUGGCUGCUAAAGUCGUAGAUACUAUUACAACAGAGGCUGAAAAGCUAGCAAGCAUGGAUAUUGCUAAGGAAAUGGGAAGCUUAGCUUUGAGUGGGCUGAAGAUGGUGGGGGAAGCCCACUGGAUAUUACUAGGCUUGUCUGUGGCUGCGUGUGCACUGGAGAGAUGUGUGACUGUGACAUCUAAUGUCUCCGAUUGUAUCGACCUUUUGCAAGCAAUUGCUUUCCUUGCAAAAGAUCUGAAGCAAUUCAAGGAAGCGAUGCCUGGUGAGAGCAAAAGACUAUGCCAAGCGGUUCAGAUGAUAGUGGAGGGGGCAGUCAUGUGUUGUGACUACAUCAACAAGGAACGACUCUCCAGGUAUUGGUCUGCCACAACUACCCUGGCCCAACUUGAAAAGACAAAUCAAAGUAUAAGGGAUAUAAGGACCUCUCUUGGCUUACCACUUAACCUUCAGAUUCUUCAAAACACUAAACAGCUUCUUCGAAAGGCCACUGUGCGUUUUGAGGAAUCACCACUCAGGCUACUUGAGUUUGAGCCAGUCGGGAUUGAAGAAAAAGUAGCAGAGGUGAAAGCAUUAUUGGAUAUGGAAGGCACGGAGCCAGCGGUGGCCGUUGUGUUAUGCGGCUUCGGUGGUGUGGGCAAAAGCACGCUUGCGGCUUCAGUUAUUCAGAAUUUGUACCUGAACCAUCCCCAAUCUUGUGCAGAUUUCAAAUUUUGCAGAGUCAUAAUUGACGACAAAAGUGCCGAUGUAACAUCCCACAUCAUGAAGCUCCAACAAGAUAUUAUUUAUGAUUUUGGAGGAGUGAAACAGGAUUUGCGAAAUCCACAGGAAGGCCAUCUCCGUCUUCAAGAUGUCAUGGAAAACAAAUCCUGCCUUCUUUUCAUCGAUAAUGUCGUCGACAAAAGAUAUGUCCAUCAGCUCCUGCCAGAAAAUUUACUAUGGUUCGACAAAUCUAAGACUAUGUCAGCGGAGAAUCUGGGGAAGUCAAAAACAAAGCUGAGAAUAUUUAUCACGUCCCGAGAGAAAAAUCUUAUAUCAAAACUCAGUAUCACCUAUAAGGAAUAUGAUGUGAAUGCUUUUUCUAAUGAAACGGCAAGAAUCUUCCUGAGAGAAACAAUCUUACACAGUGAUGGACAACUGAAAGGCGACUUUGACGAAAAUGCUUUCAUUAACGAUGUUGCAGAUGCAUGUAGAGGCGUCCCAAUACUCUUGUCUGUUUUCGGGAAGCACUUAAGAGGUGAUAGAGAGAAAGCAAGUUACAAAGAAGCUCUCAAGGCGCUUCAUGAGGGAAACCCCGAUGGUUUUGCGAAGGAAGAAAAUCUCAGUAAACAGCUUUUCUUUGUUUACAGUAAGUUGGAGAAGGAAGAUCAAGAGGCAUUCCUUGAUAUUUGCAAAUAUUUUUAUGGUUGGGAAUGGGAUCUUGUUUGUAAGAUUCUAGAUGAAUCUACAGUUAAGACUCUUGAGAGCAAAAUGCUGAUAAAUAAAGGCGACUCGGGCGUCGUGAUUGUUCACGACGUCCUCCGCUUAAUGGGAGAAAAAGAAGCCGAACACACAAGGAUAUCAAAUUACAAAAAAUUAUUACAAGUCACAGAAGAUGAAGCAGAUCUCAGAAAUAUAAAGGGCAUCUCUCUUGUUGGGAACGAGACUUUAGUCACAGUUGAGACCAGGCAUUUAAAUGCCACGUGCAAGUCGUUGAGAGUACUGAUGAUUGGAGAUUGGGUAAAUUUCAAUGGGCCUCUUUGCAAUAGAACUUUUCAGAAUUUGAGGUAUCUUAGUGUGGGGGAUACGAUUCAUUUUCCAUUUGAAGACACUUUAAAACUGCACAACCUCAGAGCUUUUUUCAACAGAUCAAAGGACGGCAUGAAUUUGCCUAAGCUUCCACGGAGUCUGAGGAUCAUCUCUCAUCAUGUACCACAUCCCUAUGGCCAAUCCUUUGAAGCACUGCCAUUGCAAAACCUGCUCUCUUUACAAAGUUUUAUUGUGGAAACGAGGAUGUUGGUGAAACUUCCAGCGAAAUUUGGGUUCCCUGCAUCUCUACUAGAUCUCAAGUUGAAUUGUUGCGGGCAGCUACCGAAAGAUAUCAGUAUUCUGGCCUCUCUUGAGCGUUUGAAUCUGGAUAAGUGCCACUUGGAAGUUUUGCCUCAAGGAAUUGGAGAACUCAAGAAGUUGAAGCAUUUGAGCCUGCAAGACUGCACAAAGUUGGCUUCGCUGCCACAAGACGUUGGGCUGCUAUCUUCAAUGACUUGUCUGAGGCUACAAGGAUGCACGCUUCUUCAAAAUUUACCUGAUGACCUGGGAAAGCUGAGUGCACUGGAAGAGCUGAGCACGAGAGACUGUGAAAAUUUGAGGGAGCUACCUCAAGGAUUUGGCGGUUUAUCCUCUCUACAAAACUUGGACUUGACCGGAUGCAUCGCCUUGAAGAGACUACCAGAAAGCUUUGCGAAACUUCGGAUAGAGUCGCUCAAUCUGCAAUCACUGCUUAGUUUAGAUGAGCUUCCGUCAUGUUUUGGAAACAUGCCAUGUCUUUCUCACCUCAAAUUGAUAUACUGCAAUUCAUUAUCCACUCUCCCCAAUAGCUUCGUUCACUUGACAUGUUUACAGACCUUAGAAAUAAAUGAUUGCAGCAGCAUUGUAGCGCUUCCAGGAGACUUUGGCCAAUUAAGUUUGUUGAGUGAAAUGACUGUUGAAAUGUGUCCUAAACUGAAGGAGUUGCCUCAUGGAUUUCAAGCACUGACAGCCUUAAAAAAGUUGAAGUUGAUCUGUUGUUCCAGUUUAGUGAGUCUUCCUUCAGGGUUCGGGGAGCUCAUAUGUUUGGAAUCCUUGUAUUUAGAGGGCUUGUUAAUAUCGAGUCUUCCAGAAGGAUUCGGGAACCUUCAAAGAUUAGAUUUUUUACGGAUACGACUUUGUUUCAAACUAGAAAAAUUGCCAGACGAUUUUGAUAAUUUAGCAUCUUUGACUAUGACAUAUUUUAAUUAUUGUCCCGAGUUGGACGGCGCAGCAAUGGAGAGAAUAAUAAAAUUGCGUCAUUGCGAUAAAAGGAUCCGAUCUUUACAUGUUUGUCUCAUUUGA